AUGCAUUACCUGAUAUUACUGGCAUUUUUUGCCACAGCCCAUGCACGUGCGGUUAACAUCAGCAAUACAUGGGUUCUUCCGGAAGAGGGCUUUCCGGUAUUUUACCGCUACUUCAGGGACCGUAUUUCGUGGUAUGAAGCCGAUGCAGUCUGUCAGUUUCAUCACGCCAAUCUUGUGACGGUUGAUACCACAGCUCAAUACGAUGCUGUACGAGCAUAUCUCAAAGAACUAGACAUUUCUAGUGCGGUGUGGGUUGGACUAAUAAGAAGCAAUCCAGAGGGCGAAUUUACAUGGACUGACUAUCGUGGAUUAAGUAGUGACGGAUAUUGGAGCUCUGCGCCUGAUCCUCGCAUUGCACCUUUAUGCGCUGCUGCAGAUCCAGGCGCAGAUUAUAGAUGGGAGGCCCGCACCUGCGGUGGACCAACCGUUGCUUCCUUCAUAUGCGAAUUGCCAGUACCACAAUGGGCACUUGGCAACGAGGGAUGUAUGGUUCGAGCCCUGCCGGCGUUGACCAUUUUGUACUUGCCUGAAAGUGCUGCUGUUCAGCUUACAGCAGAUUGCGGUCUAGCAGGCGUUAAACGCAUUCAGUGCAUUGGAAAUAUGAAACGUGAAGAUCUUCUUAAAGACCUUUCUUGCACUGAAGAAGUUGAAUUGUCAAGUCCAUCAAAUAAUUUGUCAAUCAAUAAUAAUAAUAAUAUCACUACUGACAUAACCGUUAUAGGUGAUAGUCACGAAACUACAAGCAUCAUCCCAGAAGAAAAACAAAUUAUUAAUAAUGAAGAUGAUGAUAAUCAAUUGGCUAACAUGAUAUCAACACCUUCUCACUUAGAUCAAAUUACACUCAAAUCUGUACAAAUUAAAAUGCCGUCUACAACGCACCAAAUUUUGGGCGAUAAUAACAAUUUAUUAAUGCGUAAAGAUAUUAAUCUCGAUGUAAUGGAAAAUAACAACCUUCAGAGUAAUGAUAUCCCAAACUUAGUCAAUAACAAUAACUUUUUGACCAACUAUAGAAUAGAAAAAAUGGAAGACGAAGAAAAUAUGCAGCAUAAGAAGCUUCACGACGAACUUGCAAGGUUAGGUAAUUUUGAAACUAUAUUCACUCAACCCACUGAUCACUUUGUUCCACCGCUAGUUAUUGCAAAAGCAAAGCUUAGUGAUGAUAUGAAUGUACUGUCUUUUGAAGAAAAACACGCUAAACUUUUAAACACACACAAUUCUUUAAAAAAUUCAAAUGAACAGAAUGGCAUUUUAAGCGUAAAAAAUAAGCUUUUAAUAACUACUGAACAGCCAAAUUUGGCAAGCACCUUCAAUUCAAGUGGAUUAAGUACAGAAAAAGCAGAAAUACGAGGAAAUGAAUUAAAAAAAGAAAAUGCAAAAAAUGCAUUACCAAAAAAAUAUAUUAAUAAAGAUUUUGAUUCCAAUAUUACAAGUAUAUCAAAGGAAAUAACGAAAAAAGAAAAAGUCAAGAUAAAUAAAAAUAUUGAUAACGUUUUAAAUAAGAGUAAUCAAUCAUUUGUUUACACGUAUACUAAUUUGAAUGAAACAUCAAAAUUAGGUACCACAACUGAAAAUUAUUUUGAUGUAAUUCAGAAUGACGAUGUCAUUGAUUUAACAGUUACUUUACGGGAUGUGAAUAGACACAACGAUUCUUAUUCAACAAUACCAAGUAAAAACGAUGAGAUUGAUAUGAAACCAUUAAAUAAUAUAACAGAAUCAGAAUCAUCGAAUAUCGACGUGAAUGUCAAAAACAACUCUCAGUUGACCUCCCAAAAUUCUACAUUUAGUAAAUAUGUCAAUAUUGACGAGGUCGUCUUACAAAAUAAAAUAAUAAAUAGUAGUAUGCGAAACGAGAGUAGCAAUUUUAGUCCCCAGUUAGAUUUUGAUGUUGCAACAAAAACACCUAUUUUUAAAGACGACUUUGUUACUUCUACAGUUUUAAAUAACCCGAUAAAUGCAGAUGCAUACAUUGAAAUUGAGAAAAACAACGUUACAGAUAACACAUAUGUUGAUAUCUCCACUGCAACUACACAGAGCGACAUUAAUUCUAUUACUAUAGUUGAUAUGAGAUUUACUACUUUAAAUUAUUCACUAUCUGUCCCUAUUAGUACCGCGACUAAAGCAGAUUCUACGAAAGCAAGUGAAAGUACAGGAAUGAAUACGGAAUCCUCACCUUAUGUUUAUAUUUUAAACAAGUCUGAUAUUAUUAGUAAAAUGUACCCAGAAUCACGUGCAACUUAUGUUCCAAUUGCAAAUGAUAUUUUUAAUAUCACAGAAGGUAUCGAAGAUACAGUAAACAAUUCAAGUAAUUUGGAAACUAUUGAUGAUUUUCAAUCGCCGUUACUAUCUGGUGCAAGUGAACCUUUGCAACGGCCCAAUAGAUCUAGAAGACCGAAACAAACACUAAACAGAAUUAAUAAAUUUAAUCCAUUUCGUAUAUUAGGAUAA
Messenger RNA from Parnassius apollo (apollo), 2445 nucleotides. Lineage: Eukaryota; Metazoa; Arthropoda; Insecta; Lepidoptera; Papilionidae. The record is from the annotation of a GenBank genome assembly.